Pistacia vera is the source of this 330-nucleotide messenger RNA. RefSeq lists its product as uncharacterized. The record is from RefSeq and is a predicted model, not a curated record. NCBI's taxonomy places the organism in Eukaryota, Viridiplantae, Streptophyta, Magnoliopsida, Sapindales, Anacardiaceae. The transcript has a single exon. Bases 1 to 330 code for a protein of 109 amino acids.
AUGGAAGAGUUUUGCAAUGAUGCAUAUGAGAAUGCCCGGAUUUACAAAGAAAAGACUAAGCAGUGGCAUGACAAACACAUUGUGAAUAAGGAAUUCAAGAAGGGCGACAAAGUGCUGUUGUUCAACUCGAGACUGCGACUUUUUCCAGGAAAAUUGCACUCAAGAUGGUCUGGCCCGCUCAUCAUUCAUCGAGUGUUUUCGCAUGGGGCGAUAAAGCUUCACCAGCCGACGAAGGGAACAUUCAAAGUCAACGGGCAAAGACUGAAACCUUAUAUUGAGAAUGGGAAUGCCGACGAGAGAGUUUCAAUUCUUCUUCAGCAUCCUAAUUGA